AUGAAUAGGGGAAAUCGAUCAAAUAAGGCUCUCGUACAGCCUAUUACGGUUAUUUUUGGCCAUAUGCAGUCAAAAUCUCCAGUCCAAAUAUGGCUGUAUGAACAAAGCAAUAUUCGUAUUGAGGGCAGAAUCGUUGGCUUUGAUGAAUAUAUGAAUCUUGUUCUGGUGGAAGCCUGCGAAAGGCAUAUGAAAUCCGGUGCAAAGAAGAUGAUUGGUCGCAUUUUGUUGAAGGGAGAGACAAUAACUCUAAUUCAAAAGCUUCCUCAAUGA
Messenger RNA from Rodentolepis nana, 270 nucleotides. The record is from the annotation of a GenBank genome assembly. Lineage: Eukaryota; Metazoa; Platyhelminthes; Cestoda; Cyclophyllidea; Hymenolepididae.